CUUAUUGGACUCUGGCACCCAAAAUUCUGUCAAUUAACAUAGUUGUGUUAUUUUAACAUUAUUCCAAAAAUGGUUUAAAUGAAAGAUAUGUCUUGUUACAAAGAGACUUAGACAGAUGUUGUAAAUAAUUAACUUUUUCUUCCGGCAAAGUAUUGUGUACUUAAUGAGGAGUCCCUAGUGCUUUACAAUUGUUACAAUCUUUCUGGGGCACACCGCUGAAGAUGAGGUCGAAAGACUUGGCUUUUAUCAUCGUAUUAAUCAUCUCAGGAGAACUCUAUGCAGAAGAGAAACCCUGUGGCUUUCCUAGUGUGGAAAAUGGAAGGAUUGCCCAAUAUUACUAUCCUUUUAAAAGCUAUUACUUUCCAAUGAGAAUAAAUGAAAAAUUGUCAUUUUCCUGCUUGGCUGGUUAUUCAACGGCAACUGGAAAACAAGAGGAGCGAAUCACAUGCACCCAAGAGGGCUGGUCUCCAGAACCACGAUGCUUCAAAAAAUGCACUAAGCCCGAGCUGACAAAUGGUUACAUCUCUGAUGUAAAAUUAUGGUACAAAAUUCAAGAGAACAUGCGUUAUAGUUGUAAUUCAGGAUAUAAAACUACUGGAGGGAAGGAUGAAGAAGUGGUUCAAUGUCUUGCUGAUGGAUGGUCUUCUCAACCUACCUGCAGGAAGGAACAUGAAACAUGUUUGGUCCCUGAAUUACACCAUGGAAAUUAUUCCACAACGCAGAAAACAUUCCAGGUGAAGGACAGAGUACAAUACGAAUGUACUGCGGGCUACUAUACAGCUGGAGGAAGGAAGGCAGAGGAGGUAGAAUGUCGCACAUAUGGAUGGUCUCUCACACCAAGAUGUACGAAAUUAAAGUGCUCUUCUUUAAGAUUAAUAGAAAAUGGUUAUUUUCAUCCUAUAAAGCAAACUUAUGAAGAAGGAGAUGUAGUUCAGUUUUUCUGUCAUGAAAAUUAUUAUCUAAGUGGAUCUGAUUUAAUUCAGUGCUAUAACUUUGGUUGGUAUCCAGAAUCUCCUGUAUGUGAAGGAAGAAGAAACCGAUGUCCUCCACCACCUCUGCCACUAAACUCCAAAAUCCAAACACAUUCAACAACUUAUCGUCAUGGAGAAGUAGUUCAUGUAGAAUGUGAAAUUAAUUUUGAGAUACAGGGAUCAGAAGAAAUACGUUGUGAAAAUGGAAAAUGGACAGAACCUCCAAAAUGCAUUGAACAAAAGGAGAAGAUAGCCUGUGAGGACCCACCUUUCAUUGAGAAUGGCACGGCAAACCCACACUCUACGAUUUACUACAAUGGGGAUACAGUGGCGUAUGAAUGUAAAACCGGGUAUCAUCUCCUUGGAUCAAAAGAAAUAACUUGUAAACGUGGAAACUGGACACGUCCUCCUGAGUGUGUUGAAAAUAAUGAGAAUUGUAAGCCUCCACCUGCUGUAAUAAAUGGGGCUGUUGUUGAUGGAUUACUAGCAAGCUACACAACAGGAUCCUCUGUGGAAUAUAGAUGCAAUGAAUACUACUUAUUGAGUGGGGCAAAAAUAUCUCGUUGUGAACAAGGAAGAUGGUCACCCCCACCCAUUUGCUUAGAGCCAUGUACUAUUAAUGUGGAUUACAUGAAAAGAAAUAACAUAGAGAUGAAAUGGAAGUAUGAAGGAAAGGUCUUACAUGGAGAUUUAAUAGAUUUUGUAUGUAAACAAGGAUAUGACUUAUCUCCAUCAACCCCAUUGUCUGAAUUAUCUGUACAGUGCAAUAGAGGAGAAGUGAGAUAUCCUUUAUGUAUUAUAAAAGAAUCUAAAGGAAUGUGUGCAUAUCCUCCACUUAUUAAAAAUGGAGUCAUGAUUAGUUCAACAAUAGGCAUCUACGAAAAUGGUUCUUCAGUAGAAUACAGAUGUUUUGAUCACCAUUUCCUUCAAGGGUCUAGGGAGUCCUAUUGCUUAGAUGGAGUGUGGACUACACCACCAUCAUGUUUAGAGCCUUGUACGUUAUCUUUUGUUGAAAUGGAAAAUAAUAAUUUACUCCUGAAAUGGAGUUUUGACAACAGACCAUAUAUUUUCCAUGGCGAGUAUAUUGAAUUUCUUUGUAGGAGAGGUACAUAUAUAGAUGAGUCCUCUAUUAUAGGAUCUGAACUCAGAGUGCAAUGUGACAGAGGGCACUUAAAAUAUCCAAGAUGUGUUCCAAAAGAAAGGAUGCUGUCUUAUCAAGAACGCUUAAGGACAUAAAAAUUCACGGCAGAGAGAAGAAUAGUAUAUCAACACAUCAUAAAAUCUUUUAUAAAACAUGAUUUUUAGAAGAAAAUACAAAUCUCUAAGUUUUUACUUGCUUGAGGAUUUGAAUCUAAAUUGUCUAUGUUGAACAUUUUUUUAUUUAUAAAUAAGCCAGAACAUGUUGUUUCCUUUCUAUUUUGAAUGAUUUGACAUGUAACUUAAACUUUAUUGAAUAUUUUCCAUCUAUUAAAAAGAUUGAUCUACAUGCAAAAAUGUUUUUGAUACCUAUUAUCCAUUCAUUGUGCUAUAGUGUUGCCUUCGAUAUAUGUGAAAAAAUUCACAUUUGUCUUUAUCAUAUUCAUUAAUACUAGGGUUUUCUGUUACUUUUAAUUCAAUCUUUAUGUCAAUAUUAAGGAACCAAACACACUAGAGAUAAGAAACUAUACAUCACAUUAGAGGAUUUACUUUCUUAAAUACAGGAGAGACUACCCUUCAGAUUUCCUAAAUGUAAAGAAUUUUAACAAUUAACUAUAAUAUUAGCUACAAGAUUAAUAAUCAAAUUGUGAGGUGGUGAACUAUCCACAUCUUAAAAUGUUGCCCAAAGAACAUGGCUUAAAAAAGAAUAACCCUCUCCAUUUUUUUAAUAUAAUUUAUUGUUAAGUUGGCUAACAUAUAGUGUAUAUGGUGUGCUCUUGGUUUUGGGGGUAGAUUCCAGUGAUUCAUCACUUACAUACAAUAUCCAGUGCUCAUCCCAACAAGAACCUUUCCAUUUUUAUAUUUUAUACUUUCAAUUAAUAUUUUUAGGUUACGUAAUUGUUGGAAGCAUGCAGAUUAUGAAAUCAAAAAUCAGUCCUGCAAGCAACAAAGCCUGAGAGUGUAGUAUUACCAACAUCUUUUGAAGUGUUCAAAUAGCCACACUGUCACCUUUCUGUUUGAAGGACAGUUAUACUUCCAAUGGUUAUUACAGUUCAUUCAGAAGCACAUGUAAUCACACUACCCCUGUCAGGACUGGUUGUUGUUACGAGAACAGCACAUUUUCUUAUCUAGAAGAUAUUCGGUUCAUCGAACUCAAGACCUUCUCAAUAUGAUGACAUUCUUUAAACCCUCAAGUUACAAUUUUCUACUGGUGUGCUAAGGGAUACCUUCCUCUAGUGAAGCCACAAUGGACCCAACUCUGUGGAUUAAAUAAGACUUUGGUCAGUGUUGAACAUGUAUAUUUCAGAACUGUCCUUGAGUCCAUAAUCAUGAUUUUAAUAUUCUGUCGUUGUUUUCCACAGUGGAUCCCAUAAAAUUGAAAUCUGAUUGAAAUUAAAUAUCAACAGCAAAGUGCUAAUCAUUUCAAUUAAUGCAUCAAUCAAUCCAUUAAUCAACAAUAUUGAGCACCUGUUAUAUCCUAGAAAAUAGAAGAUUUGCUCAAGGCGGGUAACUCUCUUGGGAACAUGUAUUCAGUAUUGCCAUAUCUUCUGAUUUUUAAUGGUGAGAUCUCCUCUGAUUUUGAUAUGUGGAGGGGGAUCUAAAAAUAUUUUGUGAGCAAUGUGGCUCAUAAGCUGCCAAUUUGUCAACUCCAAAUGCUAAAUAAAUGAACAUGUGAAAAGUACAA
Molecule: messenger RNA, 3792 nt
Organism: Acinonyx jubatus (cheetah)
Lineage: Eukaryota; Metazoa; Chordata; Mammalia; Carnivora; Felidae
Gene: F13B
Product: coagulation factor XIII B chain
Exons: 12
Coding region: 222-2207 (661 amino acids)
Source: RefSeq, a predicted model, not a curated record